Messenger RNA from Oncorhynchus nerka (sockeye salmon), 3850 nucleotides. RefSeq lists its product as uncharacterized. The record is from RefSeq and is a predicted model, not a curated record. Bases 799 to 1476 code for a protein of 225 amino acids. NCBI's taxonomy places the organism in Eukaryota, Metazoa, Chordata, Actinopteri, Salmoniformes, Salmonidae. The transcript has 3 exons.
UGACGUCACCCGGAAGUUAUUGCUUAGCUGGCGGCAAAUAGUUUUCCACCGAUAUUCUCAUCCCAACAAACAAAUUAUUUCAGGUAGCUAGUAAAUUCGUUUAAAUGCGUUUUACAUUUUCAGUUUGAACUUUAAUGAGUUAUUUAAAUAACGCAUGUCUCAGACAAACUCUUGAGUCUUUUAGAGUGUUUGUUAUCCUAGCUUGUAAAGCUAGCUAACGUUACAUUAGCCAUUGUCUUGGGUUGGAAAGUGACGGCAGCUCAAUAGCCCACCAUGUCUAAACCGGGUUCUGACUGUGGCGUUCCAGUCCAGAGAAGCUCACAGCCUGGUCCAGAGACGGUCUCAGUGAAGCUGGAGGACUGCGGUCAAACACUGGAACUCAAUGAGAGAGCUCCAACUCAGGCUCACUCAGCGAGCCCAGUACCACAGUAUCAGGAAACCACCAACAACACAGAGGGAGGAACUCAAGGCAGAAACAUCACCACUGCUUGGACUGCUUCACUCGUUUCUGUGAUCCAGAGGAGUUGAGACACACUUGUAAAGACCACAGCCACGGUGUAACAUGUCCUCCCAAACGGAAGACGACUUCCAGCUCCUUCUCACCAAUCCUCCCACCAGUCCUCCCAAACGGAAGAAGACUUCCAGCUCCUUCUCACCAAUCCUCCCACCAGUCCUCCCACAAUUUUCUUUCAUCAUCGUGUCAGCUAAUGGGGAUCCUAGUAAACAUAAAGAUAUAUCUGAUGUUUAAGUGCGUCUUUGAGACGAUGUGUUAGGGAGACUCCAGACUCCAGAGGCAUUAUGACGCUCACGGCUUCUUUAAGCACCCAAGAGGCACAAAACAAACUGUUUGACUGUAUGCACGAGGUGUACAAAGAGGCGAUUACCAAGGAGGUGUGGGCGGCUAGCUUCGUAGCGGUGCAGGUGGACGGAAUGCCGUGGACAGGGGAGGUCUCCUCCGGGGUGAUAUUGCCCCUAGCUACAGAUCUAGGAUCAGCUUCCCCAAUCCCAACUGUGACCAUUAGUGUGGAAAAUGCCAUACUGGCCCAAGAUCAGCUUCUUGGGCUAACAAUCUACUCCAGUACGCCACAGCAGGUCUCUGUUGUGCUACGGUACACGCUUCCAGACAAUACUGUCACGGAGAGGUUUUGGGAGCUUGUGGACCUAAAGGAUAAAACGGCCGCCGGUCUCACCAACGCAGUCAAGGACUCACUGGAGCCACUGAAUCUGGAGCACAAGAUGAUUGGUCAGACGUACGACGGGGCUGACGUACGCGACCUGGAAACACACCUGAAACACACCUAUCCCAGCACUAACUCUGUGCACUGCUACGCUCACCCACUACGCGUCACACUCCAGCAGAUCUGCUCGGCGACAGCGACUCAACUCAAAGUGUCUUUUUUGCGGAUUUGUCUUUGUUUUGAAACUUUCUUCAAAGAUCAGCCAAAAGAGAGCUACAGCUGCAGGGUGGAACUGUGAGCGAGAAACGGUCAGUGUGGUUUGGGAGAAUCGCAUUGCUCUUCUGAAGUGUGUGGAGGAUAUUAGGACACAGCCGAUGUGGGACCAGGACUCUAUCAGAGAGGCUUACGGCCGGUCAGCCAAACUCAGGGACCCCACGUUCCUACAACUACUGCAAUGUUUCUAUUGGGUCAUGCAAGAGGUGGAUGUUCUCACUGUGAACAUACACAGAAGGGAUGUUGUCGUGGUGGACAUCGAACAGGCAGUUGAUAGUUUCGAGAAGUACGUUCAAGCCCAACAGGGGAGAGCUGAAGCCACAGCACACGUAGGCCCCGUUUCGGACAACGACAAGAGAGAGAGACACAGAGAACUGCAGCGGUCAUGAGGAAGGCAUGUGACGUCAUCGUCACACAUGUGCAUCACAGGUUUUCUCAAAGUAGCGACCAUUUUAAUCGCAGCCAAACUGGCGAAUCCCACGCUCUUCUCUAAGUUCGUAGGCUGUUUCCCGUGCUCAGCCCUACAGUGUGCUGCCAAGCUAUGGUGGUUAACACUGGGAAGCUGAAAGAUGAAUUGACCUCUCUGUACCAACACACGGAGCUCCACAGUGGUACAACAGCUCUCUCUUUACUGAAAACAAUCAGCGAGCUCAACCUCCAGGAUGUUUUGUCAGAGACGGUCUCUCUUCUCAAAAUCAUCAUCACCACUCCCAUGCAGACUGCCGAGUCUGACAGAAGGUUCCCCACUCUGAAGAGAAUCCAGGCGUUGCCGUGUUCUCGGAACACCUCGGGUUCCGGGAUCGCUUGGCAACAGAACAACGGAAGGCUAAAUGCACUGUUCAUGCUCUCUGUCGAGAAGGACUUCAUUCAAACACUCAGGUCAGACUUUAACGACAAGGUCGUUGAUAAGUUUGUCCAAAAUAAAACCUGCCCUGGAGCCUUCCUGUUUAAAUGAGCAGUACAGCAUCUAAGAAGGCUUGGGCUGUGUCUUUAUAUAGUAUAUACUGGGGCUGUGUCUUUAUAUAGUAUAUACUGGGGCUGUGUCUUUAUAUAGUAUAUACUGGGGCUGAGUCUUUAUAUAGUAUAUACUGGGGCUGUGUCUUUAUAUAGUAUAUACUGGGGCUGUGUCUUUAUAUAGUAUAUACUGGGGCUGAGUCUAUAUAUAGUAUAUACUGGGGCUGAGUCUAUAUAGAGUAUAUACUGGGGGCUGAGUCUAUAUAGAGUAUAUACUGGGGGCUGAGUCUAUAUAGAGUAUAUACUGGGGGCUUAGUCUAUAUAUAGUAUAUACUGGGGGCUUAGUCUAUAUAUAGUAUAUACUGGGGGCUUAGUCUAUAUAUAGUAUAUACUGGGGGCUUAGUCUAUAUAUAGUAUAUACUGGGGGCUUAGUCUAUAUAUAGUAUACUGGGGGCUUAGUCUAUAUAUAGUAUACUGGGGGCUUAGUCUAUAUAUAGUAUAUACUGGGGGCUUAGUCUAUAUAUAGUAUAUACUGGGGGCUAGGUCUGUAUAUAGUAUAUACUGGGGCUGAGUCUAUAUAUAGUAUAUACUGGGGCUGAGUCUAUAUAUAGUAUAUACUGGGGCUGAGUCUAUAUAUAGUAUAUAUUGGGGCUGAGUCUAUAUAUAGUAUAUAUUGGGGCUGAGUCUAUAUAUACUAUAUACUGGGGCUGAGUCUAUAUAUAGUAUAUACUGGGGCUGAGUCUGUAUAUAGUAUAUACUGGGGCUGAGUCUAUAUAUAGUAUAUAUUGGGGCUGAGUCUAUAUAUACUAUAUACUGGGGCUGAGUCUAUAUAUAGUAUAUACUGGGGCUGAGUCUGUAUAUAGUAUAUACUGGGGGCUGAGUCUAUAGGCUGAGUCUAUAUAUAGUAUAUACUGGGGCUGAGUCUGUAUAUAGUAUAUACUGGGGGCUGAGUCUAUAGGCUGAGUCUAUAUAUAGUAUAUACUGGGGGCCGAGUGUCCCAAAUGGCGCACUAUUCCCUCUGUAGUGCACUACAUUUGACCAUGGGCCCACAAAAUAAGUCCAUAGACUCCAGUAGUAAAUCUUUUUUUAUACAUAAUUCAAAUCAGUAGAAGGUCUUUUAAUGUUGGCUACGCCUUCUAUAAGUCAAUCAUUUCACCUGAUUAAAAUAUAUAUGCUAUAGACUAUGCAGAGCCACGGUCGGGUCCAUUCGGAUCUAUCAGCUGUGGUUACGUAGACCCGAGAUCCGAUGACAAUCAAACAGGACCCGAGGGACAGGGUAGAAUUUCAGACCAGAAUGGGCCCGGGUCUCGGGUAUAUGAAGACCUCUAAUUGGCAUCCAAAGUCAACAAUAUGAGUGUGUUGUUAUGUCAUGAUCUGCUUGUAAACUGUAAAAUGUUGUCAACUAUCCUUCAACUGAAUUAUAAAUCCAAACAGUUCCAACUGUC